GAGUUAUGUUAAGUUAUUGGGUUCAGUUCAGUAAUGAUGACACAGUUCAAAAGUGGUCACUGACUGGAUCAUCUAUUUAUUUAAUUGAUACAUUUGUCAGCGUCAGGGUAGUGUUGUCACGUUAUUUAACAAUGGUUACAAAUGUGUUUUUUAGAAGAAGUCUUAAAGCAAGUUUAAAUAAAUCUUAUUUCUAUACAUGAAUGGGAUUUAUAAUUAAACUUAAGUUAAAUCAUAGAUUUUAUGUUUAUUUUCUCAUAGCCUACUGAUGUCUUAACAUACUUUUUCUUACCAUUUUAAAUGUUUCCCCAAACAAAGGAUUACGUUGAGCUGCUUGAGGAACAAUAUGCACCAAGUUAGAGCCGACCUAGAGGAAUCAUAUGACCCCUCAUUCUGAAUAAUUACAUUUCUUGAAGAGGUCAGCCCUUACUCGACCAAGCAGUUAAGCAGCUAAUGUGAUUAUUACCACAAUAUUGCAUCUGUGCAGAUCAGCCACUGGCUUGUUCGUUUUUCUCCAACUAACUAGGUGUAUAAAAUGUUUUUAAGACGUUGAACUGGUACAAAACGUUAAAAUACACAAAGGCAUUCCGUGCCAAAUUCUUCUCGGUAUCACGGGGCACAUCUCGCCUAGUCAGGAGACGCAUCUGCCUUGAAUCAGAAUACCUUCUGUUUCCCAUCUCCUUGAGAUCGUCAAUUAAGAGGCUGGGCAUGGUGGUAUCCCAGACAACACUCGCUCCAGCCGUGGUGAGCACCACAGCCAUCAGUGAGAACACGACUGAUGUGACUGCAACUCCCAUGAUGCUCAGCACCCUCCCCCCGAGCUGCACUGGUCUCAACUCCUCGACCUGCGAGGUCUGUGUUCCAGGGUCCCACUAUGACAACGGGACCCUGAUGUGCUCCUGUUGUCCAGACCUGGGGUCCUGCCUGUUCCCUGGGGCCUGUCUCCUGUGCGCCAGAGGCUUCUUUCAGCCGCUGGCUGGCCGGCAGCAGUGUCUGCCCUGUGGGCUGGGCCUCUUCUCAAACGUGACGGGCGGCUCCACCUGCCAGCCCUGCCCGCGCGGUUCUGCUGGCAACAUCACCGGGGCGGACUCCUGCCGGAGCUGCACCCCAGGCUUCUUCUCAUCUCAGCCAGCUUCCAGCUCAUGUAACCCGUGUCUUCAGGGAACCUUCUGCAACUCCUCUAACUGUGCGGAGUGCCCCGUCUGUCCUGUCGGCACAGAAUCCCUUCUGUUGGCCUCAAAGGAUUGCACUCAAUGUCGGCCAGGCAUGCACAAGGCAGCACAUCAGAUGAUGUGUCAAAUCUGCAGCAGUGGAUUCUUCCAGAUCCACUGGGGCAGGGAGAACUGUGACAUCUGCCCUGAAAACCACUACUGUCCUAGUCCCGAUGUGAGCCCCAUCCUCUGCCCCGACGACGCCUUCUGUCCAGCGGGGAGCAGCUCCCCCAGCUACUGCAUGGAGACGUUCUUCCGCAAGUCAGGGGAAACAUGUGAGCUCGCCCCGGUCACCAUCGCUCUGCUAGUCAUCGGUGUAGGGGUGGCCUUCCUCUUAGUCAUCCUGCUGGUCCUCCGUCGACGGAGAGACACGGACAGCGAGCUGUCCGCCGCCCGUGCCCCGCUGCUCCGCAAGGAACGUCCUCAGGGCCGCUACCACGGCAUGCCCUGCGACGCAGAACCCGUGUACGCUGGCUGGUGAUGAACACCCGGCGGUCGCGGUGGGACGCCCGUAUGUUCCGGACCGGUCCUCACUAGACGGCCACACGGAGGCGCUGCGUUUGUAUCUGCUUAUGCCACUGCUGUGGACGAAGAACAUGUCCUGAACGCCCAGCUUUGUUGAUUUGAAUACUAUGUGGAAUAUUAUUCUUUUGUGGUACUUUUUACUGAAAAUGUUCCAUGUUUCGUUGACUGACACUGUUGUAGUUAUUUUAUUCGAUUAUUGAAACGAUCCCUUUUUGUAUCUUAGGCGAAGGAGUCUAGACUCUGUUGUGAAGUUUGAUGAGGACAUUCUCUAUGUCUGCAAACGCUGUCUUAUGUUGUGCACUUUGUUUCUCUGAAUUAAUUUAAUGUGUUUAAUUGCACUCGCAUCGCUGCAGAUUUGCUAGGUGUUUCUGCUUUGGUUGUUAGCUUUUGGUUGUAGGCUACAAAGUCAUUUUUUAUGCAUUUGAUUGCAGUACCUGAAGUUGAAUGUUUUUUUUGUUUAGUAUUUGUCAUCUGUCAUAUUUAAAAAGAUGCUUGUGUGUUUUAAUGAAAACAAUUACAAAGCUAUCACCUCGGGCUGGACCACAGUUUAACUUGCACUAUGCAAUCUGUUUAUCGGUUGAACAAAGAAGGUAUUAAAACUGUACAGAGUUUUUGACUGAGGAUACUAUGUGGUUGUGGUGGGCUGUUUCUGCAUUUGUUGUUGCAAAAUUGUCUUUGGAAUGUCAAAUAAUUACACAUUGAAACAUAAAGUGUAUCUUAUCAAUGUCUUAAUUAAACUACUACAACUACAAUACGAAUAUAUUUUCAUAAAAAAUAAAUAAAAAGGCUAUAUACUUUAAAGCAAUGUAAUGCCUUACAUGAA
Molecule: messenger RNA, 2556 nt
Organism: Gadus chalcogrammus (walleye pollock)
Lineage: Eukaryota; Metazoa; Chordata; Actinopteri; Gadiformes; Gadidae
Product: signal peptide, CUB and EGF-like domain-containing protein 2
Exons: 9
Coding region: 706-1689 (327 amino acids)
Source: RefSeq, a predicted model, not a curated record